Molecule: messenger RNA, 5313 nt
Organism: Haliotis rufescens (red abalone)
Lineage: Eukaryota; Metazoa; Mollusca; Gastropoda; Lepetellida; Haliotidae
Product: RNA cytidine acetyltransferase-like
Exons: 27
Coding region: 343-3426 (1027 amino acids)
Biological process (GO): rRNA acetylation involved in maturation of SSU-rRNA
Cellular component (GO): 90S preribosome; nucleolus
Molecular function (GO): tRNA binding; ATP binding; 18S rRNA cytidine N-acetyltransferase activity
Source: RefSeq, a predicted model, not a curated record
UACACACACACGUGGUGAAUCAUUCCGUGUCGUUCAUCAUGUGUAAUGCAACCUGAGCAAUGUUAACUGCCAGCAGACUUGACAUUUUGUUCUGUUAACUGUUUUCACAUGUCAAGGGACACCCUAAAAUAAAUUUUUCAUCAGCAAUAAGGUUGGACUGGUAAGAAUACGAUCGACUCUCAAGAUUUCUCUUCCCGACCAGGCCGCAGUUCGUACAGGUUGUGAUUUACCAGUUCUGCCAUCCUUCUACGCUUGAUCUCUCCUUCAGCUUUUCCAUCUUCUCAUCAGGAUCUUUGGCUUUGCUCAGACAUUGUAGUGGGCCAUACUUCAAGCCAGUUCAAGAUGGUCAGGAAAAAGAUCGACAAUCGAAUUCGAGUGAUGUUAGAAAAUGGUGUUGCCAACAAGCACAGAUCAUUGUUUGUCAUUGUUGGUGAUCAUGGCCGAGAUCAGGUGGUGAUACUGCAUCAUAUGUUAUCUAAGGCAGUGGUGAAGGCAAGGCCAUCUGUACUCUGGUGUUACAAAAAAGAACUUGGCUUUAGCAGUCAUCGCAAGAAGAGAAUGCGUCAACUGCAGAAGAAAAUAAAGUCUGGCAAGUUAGAUGUGAAAGAAGAUGAUCCAUUUGAGUUGUUUAUUGCAGCAACCAACAUCCGUUAUUGUUACUAUAAUGAGACACAUAAAAUCCUCGGCAACACAUAUGGCAUGUGCAUACUGCAGGACUUCGAAGCAUUCACCCCCAACCUGCUGGCACGCACCAUUGAGACAGUGGAAGGGGGAGGACUAGUGAUCAUCCUGCUACGCUCUGUUUCCUCUCUCAAACAACUGUUCACGAUCACUAUGGAUGUUCACUCCCGGUUCCGCACUGAGGCUCAUCAAGAUGUUGUAGCUCGAUUCAAUGAAAGAUUCCUGUUGUCCCUGUCCACAUGUAAAAGCUGUAUGGUGAUUGACGACCAACUCAACAUCCUUCCGGUCACCUCUAACAUCCUCAACAUUACACCAGUGCCCACCAAGGCCAUGGAAGAUUCCAUGACACCCAAAGAAUUGGAGCUUCAAGAACUGAAAGGGUCACUGCAGGAUACUCAGCCAGUUGGAUGUGUUGCAGAUUGCUGUCAAACACUAGACCAGGCCAAGGCUGUGUUGAAGUUUGUGGAUGCCAUUUCCGAAAAGACUUUGCGUAGUACUGUUGUGUUGACAGCUGCUAGGGGACGGGGCAAGUCAGCAGCCCUUGGUUUGGCCAUGGCAUCAGCAGUGGCAUUUGGAUAUUCAAACAUUUUUGUGACAGCUCCAAGCCCAGAAAACUUGAAAACAUUGUUUGAGUUUAUCUUCAAGGGGUUGGAUGCACUAGACUAUCAGGAACACUUGGACUAUGAGAUCAUCCAGUCAACUAACCCAGAUUUUAACAAGGCCGUAGUGAGAGUCAACAUCUUCAGGGAACACCGACAAACCGUUCAGUACAUCCACCCAUCAGACAGUUUGAAGUUGGGACAGGCAGAGCUGGUGUGCAUUGACGAGGCAGCAGCCAUACCAUUACCUCUAGUCAAAGCUCUUCUGGGACCUUAUCUUGUCUUUAUGGCCUCCACGGUCAAUGGGUAUGAGGGCACUGGUCGGUCUCUGUCCUUGAAACUGGUAGAACAGCUGCGCCAACAAGUAACAACAUUUGGAAACAGUGGCAAUUCAACAGAUGUACAGAAGAUGGUGGCAGCUGCAAAACCAGGAUUGGGACAGUCAGCCUCAGGCCGUGUUCUCCAUGAGAUAUCCCUGACUGAGUCUAUACGGUAUGCUGAUGGUGACCCUGUGGAGUCCUGGCUAAACAGUAUACUGUGUCUCGAAUCAGGCAGCAUUCCGCGUAUCCUGUCAGGCUGCCCAGUCCCAGCCCUAUGUGAGCUGUACUAUGUCAACAGAGAUACACUCUUCUCUUACCACAAGGCUUCGGAGGCCUUUCUUCACAGAGUUAUGGCCCUUUGUGUUGCCUCACACUACAAGAACACUCCCAAUGACCUGCAGAUGUUGUCUGAUGCUCCUGCAUUCAACAUCUUUGUAUUGUUGGGACCUGUGACAGAUGACCAAAGCUCCCUGCCUGAAGUCCUGUGUGUUGUUCAGGUAUGUCUGGAAGGAGAGAUCUCCAAGAGCACCAUCAUGCAUAGUUUAUCCCGAGGGAAGAGAGCAGCUGGAGACCUCAUUCCUUGGACCGUGUCACAACAGUUCCAAGACCAUGACUUUCCUGGCCUGUCCGGUGCUAGAAUUGUGAGAAUUGCUACACACCCAGACUACCAAGGGAUGGGAUAUGGGAGUCGAGCUGUGUCUCUCCUUCAACAGUACUACGAAGGUAACAUCCCCAGCCUCAAGGAGGUAGGACCAACACAAGCACAGCUGGACACUGUACCAGAAGAUGAUGUGAAUCUGCUGGAGGAGCAUCUGAUGCCACGAAAACACCUGCCCCCUUUGCUGCUAAAGUUGAGUGAACGGAAAGCAGAGAAACUUGACUAUCUUGGGGUGUCAUAUGGACUGACAACUAACCUGCUAAGAUUUUGGAAGAAAGCUGGGUUUUCAAUGGUUUACCUAAGACAAACAGCGAACGACCUGACUGGGGAACACUCAUGCAUCAUGCUGAAGGUGCUAGCAGAGGAUAUAGAUGGCACAGGAAGGAGGGAUACAACCUGGCUUCCUGCAUUCAGGAAAGAUUUCCAACGUCGAUUUGUGUCACUUUUGUCAUAUCAGUUCCGCACGUUUCACCCAUCCCUUGCCCUCAACAUCCUCAGUGAAAAGGGAGCCAAAAUGGAAUCAGGUGAUAUGAGCCGUGCUGAGCUUGACAUGAACCUGAGCAAGUAUGACAUGAAGAGACUGGAGCUGUAUGCCCAGAACAUGGUGGACUAUCACCUCAUCAUGGAUCUUGUGCCAGUCAUUGCAAAACUGGUGUUAUUGGGUAAAGCCAAGAUCCAUCUGAGUGUAGUACAGUCAGGUCUGUUGCUGGGUCUGGGUCUGCAGCAUAAGACUGUGGCUGAUCUAGAGAAGGAGUUCGAGUUACCUACAAGUCAACUCCUAGCACUAUUUAAUAAAGUCAUCCGAAAAGUGUCCAAGUGUUUUACUGAGAUUGUGGAAGCUGACAUAGAAAGUCUCAUGGCAGAGGAGAAGGAUGUCAAGAUGACCCCAGUAAGCCAGACAUUGGAAGAUGAUCUGAAAGAGGCAUCAGACAAGGUGAAGGAGAAGCAGAAACAAGAUAAGGCUAUCUUGACUAACCUUGACCUUGCCCAGUAUGCUGUCAAGGGGUCGGAAGAUGACUGGAAGGUGGCUCUGACCAAUCAGACAAAGGCUGGCAUCAUCAGUGUUAAAGGGAAGUUGGAGCAGAAGAGGAAGAUAGCAGUAUCCCCUACGGAGCAAGAGACAGUGAUGAAAUAUAAGAAACACAGGAAGGUGAAACAGAAGACAUGAGCAAGCAUGUGGUCUUGGUGGUCUCUGAUGUUUGUUGCCAGAUGUUGUGUCCUCCAACAUGUGUAUUAUGUAGACACUCUAGUUUUGCUGAUGUCAGGUUGACCAUGUUGAUGUCACUUAAAUCAUUUGUAUAAAACUGACAAGGAAAAGAAAUGUUACCAACCAGCAUAGUUUCUUCCUGUAGACAGAACAGGACCAAUAUCAAGGAAGAUAUUUGUAUUGUCUAAAGACAUGAAUUAUCAACAUCAUUUUGGGGUGGGUGGGGGGUGGCCCAGUCGUCUUAGGCGCUGCAAGUUGCUGUGCAGAGUUGCGUCCAUUUUGCACACCAGAAGCCUAUGAUCGUGGGUUUGAAUCCCGGUUCGCCCCGACUAUGUUUCUAGGUUUGUCGGCACCAUACCCGUGCCUUACGGUUUCACUGAAGUGGUAAACAUCUAAGAAGUCCAUCGCUUCGGGCUUUACUCCCACAUUAAGCUGUUAUGCCCUGAUAUGACUGGAAUACUGUUAAAAGCAAUGCUAAACCCCACUCACUCACUCACUCACUCACUCACUCAAUAUCAUUUUGCCAUUAAUGAGAACAAAAAUUGUGGUAUAUUAUGAAGGUAAUUUUGUCCAGUUUAACUUCAUUUUCAGUAAUCAAGACUUAAAUCAGCACAUGAAAUUCCCUUUGAUCCUUCACAAUGACAACUUUGUCAGUCAGUUUGGGCAUGCUCACAUCAAUGCACACCAUAACUUGACAAUGGGCAGAAGAUGUGAGACAUUUGAUCAAAAGAAAUGGAUUGGACACCAGUCUUCUCAGAGGAACUGUGCUGAUGGAUCCCUGUGAUAAGGGCAAACCUGUCAUGCUCAAAUUUGACAGUCAAGGUGAUCCCACAUGUGAGAUUGGUAAGAUCGUGCUUGGCCAAGGCAAGACAUUCAUGUUAUUGGCUUGCAUAAAAUCUCCUCUUACAAUCGUGUUGUAUGGGGCCUCAUGUUAUCUUGCUGAAACAGGAUUUGAACGGUGGUGAACUUGGUCAAUAAAAUGUUUUCUUCCAAAAUCCCCAGACAUAUCUUCAUUUGGCUAUGUGGGUGUCGGUGUGAAUGUUUGGCCUCACUGUAAGCUCUGAUAUUGUACGGAAAGUUUUCUGGACACUGUCCAGCAACUGUCAAGAUGGCCAAUCCCAAGUGUCACAGUUUUUGUAGGGGGAGUGAGGAGGGUAACAACUCUGCCACCCCUAAGCCUGUCUGUCCAGUCCCUGUAGUGUGCCAUUAGCCUCGUCACUCAUUAUGCUACAGCCAAAACUCCUUAAGACUUGGUCAUGCAUUGCACCUUGAAAUGUCAUACCAACAGCUUGGCAUGUUAUUUGUCAGUUUGUUGGUUGGUUGUUUAAUGCCUCACUCAGCAAUAUUCCAGCUAUAUGGCAGCAGUCUGUAAAUAAUCAAGUCUGGACCCGACAAUCCAGUGAUUGACAUCAUGAGCAUCGAUCCACACAGAUAGGAUACGAUGCAAUGCAUCAACCAAGUCAGCAAGCAUGACGAUCCCGAUCCCGUUAGUCGCCACUUACGACAAACAUAGUCGCAUGUAUCAAGGGCACUACUCAGCAGAUUCUUUUGAUUGUGAAUGGGCAAUUUUGAUCUUCUAUGUAACACUAUUCCUGACCCAGUGUGUCAUAAUUGCAGUUUGGUAACAUUUCUUUUGCUCGUAAGUUUAUUUCAAAGAAUGCUUGCAGCAAUUUUAUACAAUUUAACAUGAAUAAACUGUCUCUAUAAGUUAUAGUAUAAAAUGUUGAUCACAUACAUUUUGUUGCUUCAGUAGAGAUCCAUGUACCUAAUACUGAAAAUCAAGACAGAAUCCCUGUACCAAAAGGUCAUUGUACAGCCAUUCACAGGAGUAAAAAAAUGAAGAACUGA